CAUCACAUGAAGUCCUUCUUGUGAAUGACGAGUUUGUGUUGUGAUGAGGAUUGUGACUUUUGGAGUUCCUUUUGUGAUGUGCUGUGAGAGCUUUUAGGAUUCUUCGUGGUAAUUAUGGUUGCUGAUAUCUUAUCAGGGAUUUUCUUCAUUACUUAGAUCGUAAUACGUCGAUUUGUUUCGUUAAUAUCGCUGGUUCUAUAUACCUUGCGUCUGCGAUUCAGGUGUCAGUCUGCGGAGCAAGGGAUGUACGUUUAUAUGUGCUUUGGGCACAGAGUUCAGACAAUAAUCCUAAGUCAGCAGCUUGGUAAUCAUGUUCAUCCACACUACAAGGUCAAUGAAGGAUGUUGCCAAGCAUACAGUCGGUAGCUAGCAGGCAUGGUAGUCCCAAUCGCCAACACAAGAGGUCGUCAUCAAGUGGCGGCUUCUUUGAAGAACCAGUAGUGCCAAUUCCCAUGGCCAGGGAAUGUACAGAAAGUACCGAAUCUAGUCAAACACGCAAUCAUCUUAGUGGACAAAAGCCAAGAUAUGUUGCUGAGGGUAUGAAUGGAUCUGCAACAAAUGAUGGAAGAAAGCCAACAAGAGUCAAACUAAAGAAGGCUCUGAGUCCCAACCACAAGCCGAGUCACUUCUUUGUGCGGACAGCUGGAGGCAUGAGUGUGUCUGUUCCAGAAUUGUCACCUGAAGUCAACAUGUCAGUCAAAGAUCAAAUUGAUUUCAUCCCAGUAGACCCAGUGCCGCAGCUUGAUGGCAGUUCCUUAAGCCAAAAUGAGAGUCCAUUGGUGGAAGCAGCUUCAAGGAAUCAGACUAAUAGAGCGCAGACUUACUUACCGCUCAGUGUUGAACUUGUGGCUGGCCGAGGGCAGACCAGUAUGCCCAGUGAUGGCAACAAGAACAGUGGAAGUGGUGCAAAGGUAAGGAGUCUGCCUCCAUCCCAUACCCUGGCCAUGUCUGCCUCAUUGAUCAAGUCCUACUUCAGCUCAGGGCCAGAGAAGCAGCAGUCUAAGAGUGCAGGAUCUACUCCUGACACUGAGACAUCAGUCAAGACAAAGAUGAUUGGACUGUGGAAUAAUGUAAAAUAUGGAUGGACAGUCAACCUCAAAACAAACUUUUCUCGAGAUGCUCCAGUCUAUCUCCUUGGACGUGUGUAUCAUAAAAGCUUUGGAGAUAUGGAGAAUUCUGAAGAAGAGCUAGAACAGCAUGGGAUAGAAGCUUUCAAGAAGCACUUCCACAGCCUCAUCUGGUGUACAUACAGACGACAGUUCCCAACCCUUCAGAACUCCACCUUGACCACGGACUGUGGGUGGGGCUGUAUGCUGCGCUCUGGACAGAUGAUGCUUGCCCAUGCCCUCAUUAGACACUUCCUAACGCAGGAGUGGAGAUACGAUAAACAUGUAACAGAUGGCCCAGAGGAGGAAAUUCACCGCAGCAUAGUGAGGUGGCUGGGUGAUUCCCCUUCUCCUGACUGCCCUCUGUCACUCCAUAACUUAGUUCAUUUUGGCCAUAAAUUAGGGAAGAAAGCAGGUGACUGGUAUGGGCCAGCGUCUGUUGCAUAUAUAUUUAAAGAAGCUGUAGAAAUGGGCUCUAAGUAUAUCACAGACCUACAGAGAAUUUGCAUCUAUGUUGCUCAGGAUUGUGCAGUCUACAUACAGGAUGUGUUGGAUAUGUGCUCAACUUCAUGUCUGUGCAAUAAGGGUAAACUCACACAGACAGCCAAGGAAGCUGAAGCAUGGAGGCUCCGCAUGAAGCAGAUGGGGAAACCAGGCAGAAACUAUCUGGACCCAUCCUCUCAGGCUUUCAAGAGAGGGCACAUGGAUUAUUCUGGAAGAGAUGGCAAUAGAGUGAAUGGCCAAGAAAAUCACAUGAAUGGUACAAAGAGAGAGGGCCAGGAUGAAAACCUGGCAGGGGACAUGGCCCGAGUGAAUGCAGGGGCAGCUUCACUCUUAGAUGAAAAUCAUUACCUAUCCUUCAGAGACUUGGAAAGGGUUAAACAUUUGAGUUCGAAUGCUGACCACAAGAAUGUGGUAAAGCUCCCCGAAAGAGGCCCUUCUAAUGCCUGUCCUGAAUGUGAUAACUGGAGAUCUGUUUUGAUAAUGGUUCCUGUUAGACUAGGUGGUGAAGGACUAAAUCCCAUAUAUGAAUCUUGCCUUUAUGCUUUGUUCACCCAUGACCUCUGCAUUGGUAUCAUAGGAGGACGACCUAAACACUCACUCUACUUCGUUGGAUUUCAAGAAGAGUCUUUGAUCCACUUGGAUCCUCACCUCUGCCAAGAUGCUGUGAUGGUCACCCAGCCAGUCUUCCCCAUCUCCUCCUACCAUUGCUCCUCCCCACGCAAAAUGGCCCUCUCACGCAUGGACCCUUCAGCCACUUUAGGUUUUUACUGCCACUCCCGAACUGAUUUUCUCCGUUUGAUGGAAGAAUUACCAGAGAUUUUAACUCCCAAACAACCAGGAUUCGACUACCCUAUAUUUGAAUUUGUGGAUGGCCGUUGCGAAGACAUGGAUGCCUGCACACGCCAAGUGUCCACUGAGGACCAAAUGGCAGCUUCAUUACCACGGGACACUCCACUCCUUCCUCAGGAUUCCGAGGAAUUUGUUUUUCUCUAGCAUGUCACAAUGUGGAUAGGGAUGUUAUGUUAUUGUACUGUAAAGUAAUUAUGAUCAUGAUUCUCCCAGGUUUGGUGAGUCCAUAAGGAGUGUGAAGCAUGAAUGGAAUAGACAGGACAGGAGAAUUCAGCUUAGGGUCUGGAAUGCUUGAAACCUUGUGCAGAAAAGAGAAAGAAACGGUUGUUGAGCUUUGUUUGAUUUGUUUUAGUUUCUGAGGAUAUGAUUAGGUUUUGGAAAAUAUACGUUAACCAAAUGAAUAUUUUUCUUCUUUUUUUUUGUCUUCACUUUUUUUUCUUUACAGUUAUUAAGCUUUAAUAGUAUUGUGGAACCAGUAACUUGUUUUUAUUUUUUGGCACCAUACUUUUUUUCAUUUUUCAUUUUUCAUCUUUUUCUUUACAUUUAUAUAGCUUUGAUAGUAUGAUAAUUCAGUGUUCAUCAUGAGAAUAUAUGUUUGAUUAGGUCUAUUUUUUAAAGGACUGAAAUCAUGUUUUGUUGUGUUUGUUAGGCAAGUAAAGCUGGUUUAUUUGUAGACAUACUGCUGUCAAGUGUAGUGUUUUCACAUGAAACCGUCCUAUAAGCUGUAUAGUUAGUUCUGAGAUGUGAGGAAGCUGUGAAAAGCUAUGCGAGGUGUGGAGAUUAACAAAAACAAAAAAUCAAUCGAUUGAUAAAUCUCUUUGUGAUAGCGAAAGAGUGGCUAUAUGGUCUUACAUAAUAGAUUUAUUGAUUAUCUUUUUUUUUUUUGUUUGUUUUGUAUAACUACUAUGUAUAUAGAAGCUUUUGUUUCUUUCCAUUAUUUUGGUUUGUUACUUAUUUGUGUAUUUAUUUAUUUAUUAGUAUUGUUCAUAUUCUAAAAGCUUUGAAGGUUUAUAACAUUAAUGUUUGUGUACAUAUUGCCUAUUAGUGUAAAUCAAGAGCAGUUUACAUAAAUUUGAGCUGUAUCAACACUAAUUUAAUGCUCUUAACGUGUUUAAAGUCUUCUGCCUGGCCAUUGGUGAUAAUGUUUAUGGUUGCAGUUACAGAACAUUUUAGUGAGAGGUCUUGUUUUUAUAUAUAGAUAUAUAUAUACACAACAGGUAUUCACCCUAGACACUGAUAAUUGAACCUUCCCAGCACAGUGACCUCAGUGUACAUUUGUGUAAUAUUAGAUAUAUUUAACUCUACAGGAAUGAUUGUAUGUGUAACAGUUCAAAGUCAUUCACACUCUCUCUCUCUCUCUCUCUCUCUCUCUCUCUCUCUCUCUCUCUCUCUCUCUCUCUCUCUCUCUC
Messenger RNA from Penaeus monodon (black tiger shrimp), 3868 nucleotides. RefSeq names its product cysteine protease ATG4D-like (gene Atg4b). The transcript has 10 exons. NCBI's taxonomy places the organism in Eukaryota, Metazoa, Arthropoda, Malacostraca, Decapoda, Penaeidae. Bases 342 to 2603 code for a protein of 753 amino acids. Gene Ontology annotation, molecular function: protein-phosphatidylethanolamide deconjugating activity. The record is from RefSeq and is a predicted model, not a curated record.